AUUUCUGCAGGAUCUCCUGAAGCUGAACACACACACCAGGCUGAUGGCGUUCACUGGGAAAUAUCAGCUGGAGUCUCACGAGAACUUUGAGGCGUUCAUGAAGGCAGUCGGUGUGCCGGAUGAUGAGGUCGAGAAAGGCAAAGACAUUAAGAGCAUCUCUGAGAUCCAUCAGGACGGAAAAGACUUCAAGGUGACGGUGACGGCCGGAACUAAAGUCAUUCUGUACUCCUUCACUGUGGGCGAGGAGUGUGAGCUGGAGACGUUCACUGGAGACAGAGCUAAAACUGUGGUUCAAAUGGAUGGUAAUAAGCUGACAGCGUUUGUCAAGGGGAUUGAGUCUGUGACGGAGCUGGAUGGAGACACUAUCAGUAACACUCUCAGCUUUAAUGGUAUCGUCUACAAGAGGAUCAGCAGACGCAUCUCAUGAUUGUAAAGCGACGCUCAUGGGUUUGCUGGUGAGGGCGGCUUCACGCAUGCUGUGAUAAACAUGUUCGUUCUGCUUGAACAUGCGCAGCUCCAUCUCCUGUCUGCCUCCGCAUCGCCUGAAAACACACACACACACACCAGCAUCACACACACUCUUCUAUAUUCUUCUGCUAUUGAUGGGAUCAUGAACAUGAUUGAUAGACUGUUUAGUUGCUUCAUGGUGAGACAGCAAAGGUUAAAUCAGUUUUUCAUGCACUCUAUACUGUAUUUCAGACUAGCGGAGAAUGCUGAAUAGACCUGGAUGUGUUUGUUGUUAAAUGUUUGCAUCUGUAGAGUUCAAUGACAAUAAAUAUCUUCAGUUUGAAA
Messenger RNA from Danio rerio (zebrafish), 792 nucleotides. It is a transcript of the gene fabp1a, whose product is annotated as fatty acid binding protein 1a, liver. The record is from RefSeq and is marked validated. Gene Ontology annotation, molecular function: lipid binding. Gene Ontology annotation, cellular component: cytoplasm. Lineage: Eukaryota; Metazoa; Chordata; Actinopteri; Cypriniformes; Danionidae.